CCUAGCUGUACAAACAUUGAUAUGGGAGAAAGAAAGAGCUUAAAUAAAUCCGAUCAUCUCAUUUCUCAUAAAAAGACACAUUCAGAAGAGAAACCAUAUCAGUGCAUGGACUGCGGAAAGAGCUUUAGUAGGAAAUAUGCUCUGAUUCACCAUAAAACUUUCCAUACAGAGAAGAAGCCAUAUCAAUGUAUGAAGUGCAGAAAAACCUUCUGUUAUUAUGACUCUCUGGUGAGACAUCAAAGGAUUCACAAAGGAGAAAGACCUUAUAAAUGCAUGGAGUGUGGAGAGACCUUUACUUAUAGCAUUAAUCUUAAUUCCCACAAGAGGAUCCACACAGGAGAGAAGCCAUAUGAAUGCACAGAGUGUGGAAAGGCUUUUAGGCAGAGUAGUAAUCUUACCUCCCAUAAGAAGAUCCACACAGGAAGGAAACCGUAUCAAUGCAUGGACUGUGGAAAGACCUUUACUUGUACCAAUGAUCUUAAUUCCCACAAGAAGAUUCACACAGAAGAGAAGCCAUUUCAGUGUGUGGAAUGUGGAAAGAGCUUUAAGUGGAAUUCUGCUCUUACCUCCCACAAAAGAAUCCAUACAGGAGAGAAACCAUAUCAAUGUAAGGAAUGUGGAAAGAGUUUUACUCAUUGCAGUCAUCUUAAUUCGCACAAGAGGAUCCACACUGGAGAGAAGCCAUUUCAAUGCAUGGAGUGUGGAAAGACCUUUUAUAAUAAUCAUUCUCUUACAAGACAUCAAAGGAGUCACAAAGGGUUAAGACCUUAUAAAUGCAUGGAGUGUGGAAAGACCUUUACUUGUAGCAGUAAUCUUAAUUGCCACAAAAUGAUCCACACAGGAGAGAAGCCAUAUCAAUGCAUAGAGUGUGGAAAGACCUUUACUCAAAACAGUUAUCUUAAUACCCACAAGAGGAUCCACACAGGAGAGAAACCAUAUCAAUGCAUGGAGUGUGGAAAGACCUUUACUUGUAGCAGUAAUCUUAAUUGCCACAAAAUGAUCCACACAGGAGAGAAGCCAUAUCAAUGCAUAGAGUGUGGAAAGACCUUUACUCAAAAGGGUUAUCUUAAUACCCACAAGAGAACUCACACAGGAGAGAAACCAUAUCAAUGCAUGGAGUGUGGAAAAACCUUUACUAGUAGCAGUAGUCUUAACUCCCACAAAAGGAUCCACUCAGGAGAGAAGCCGUAUCAAUGCAUGGAAUGUGGAAAGACCUUUGCUUAUAAUAGUUAUCUUGAUUUCCACAAGAGGACCCACACAGGAGAGAAGCCAUAUCAAUGCAUGGAGUGUGGAAAGACCUUUUCUCGUAACACUUAUCUUAAUACCCACAAGAGGAUCCACACAGGAGAGAAAUUGUAUGAAUGCAUGGAGUGUGGAAAGACCUUUGCUUUUAGCAGUCGUCUUGAUUCCCACAAGAAGACCCACUCGGGACAGAAACCAUAUCAAUGCAUGGAGUGUGGAAAGAGCUUUAGUAGUAAAUAUGCUCUGAUUCAGCAUAAAAGCAUUCAUACAGAGGAGAAGGCAUAUCAAUGCAUAGAGUGCAGCAAAACUUUCUGUUAUUAUGAAUCUCUUAUAAAGCAUCAAAGGAAUCACAAAGGAGAAAGACCAUAUAAAUGCAUGGAGUGUGGAAAGACCUUUACUUGUAGCGGUCAUCUUACUUCCCACAAAAAGGUCCAUACAGAAGAGAAGCCAUUUCAAUGUGUGGAAUGUGGAAAGAGCUUUAAGUGGAAUUCUAGUCUUACCUACCACAAAAGGAUCCACACAGGAGAGAAACCAUAUCAAUGUAAGGAGUGUGGAAAGAGUUUUGCUCGUAACAGUCAUCUUAAUUCGCACAAGAGGAUCCACACAGUGUCACCUUCAAAUCCACACUAAUCACUUCAAACUUUGGGAGUCUUCAGCUCUUUUGGCCAGAAGAAAAUUGGUACUUUGUUUAGUCUGUUUAACUGACAUUGUCUUUCAACGUCAACUACUCAUAAUUCCUGAGCUGUCUUCUAUACUGAAAAACCGAAAGGAAA
Molecule: messenger RNA, 2015 nt
Organism: Ahaetulla prasina
Lineage: Eukaryota; Metazoa; Chordata; Lepidosauria; Squamata; Colubridae
Product: zinc finger protein 850-like
Exons: 2
Coding region: 22-1872 (616 amino acids)
Biological process (GO): regulation of transcription by RNA polymerase II
Molecular function (GO): DNA-binding transcription factor activity, RNA polymerase II-specific; RNA polymerase II cis-regulatory region sequence-specific DNA binding
Source: RefSeq, a predicted model, not a curated record